AUGUUGAUGAUCCUACUGGGGAUAAGCAAUACAAUUUUGAUAGAUAUCGCGACCUCAUUCUCUAAAAUUAAUAAUUACGAAAGCAAAUCAAAAGUAAACACUUCUUCUCUAACUAGCAAAGUUGAGAAUAAAAGUAAUAUUGAAAAAGAAUGUGAGAUCUCAGCAAAAGAAGAGUCAAUUGAGUCCCUUCGUGAGCGAGAUUAUCUCAUAUCCUUAUUAGAUGAGCUGGAAGACUUUAGUUUGGGGAAUGUCGUUGCUUGGAAUCGUCACGAUCGAGCACAAAUUAAUAAGAUCGGAGAACUUUUUGGUAUAGAGGACUUUAUCCGGCACGUUGAAGGCGAGUUAAGAGAAAAAGAGGAAGCAAAAUUAAAAAACAACGCCGCCUCGCAAUUUCAGUUUUACGAUAGCAGUGAUCUAAGAAGUCGGUUGCCCCGGAAAGAAAGAAGAAGGUUAAAGCGGAAAAAGAGUCCCACCCCGAGAAGGCGCGCCUGUUCACCUCUUAGUUAUGCGAAGCGAGCUUCACCCUCCUACAACCCUUACAAGAGCGACGGCAUAAGUGACACUACCACUGAUUCAGAAGAGAACAGCACUGCCAAACAGGCUCGUGUGGAGUUUAUAACCGAGAUGACUGGAACUGCUCAGCCUGUAGAAAGCAGCCAGCCGUACUACCAAGAAGUAGAGCCAUACUUUAGAGUUACAGAAAAAAAAAGAGAAGUUGACUCUAGCCGGUCUUUAAGCAUCCGGGAAAGGAUGGCCCUAAAGCGCCAGCUGGCAUUAGUCAAGCAAUUGAGGCAGGACCAAGCAAAACAGCAGGAAAAGAUAGACCGCAAGGAGGAUGAGAUGAAACUAAGAAGAGACGGGCUUCGUGAGUUGGGCAGAAAAAUUCAAGAACGGCGACGAAAGGAACAACGACGCUUAAGAUCCGACUCGUUCUCGAGUUCGAUGUCAAGGUCAAGGUCGAGAUCACGCUCAAGAUCGAAGGAAAGGCGCCAGUCGAGGGCAAGCAGAACACUUUAUCGUUCACUUUCGAGGUCGUCACGAUCACGAUCACGAUCACGAUCACGAUCACGGUCGCAGUCACGAUUCAGGGGUAGAAAAAAGUCUAGACGGUCAAAGUCCAGGUCGCCGCACGCUUAUUCGACCUAUCAACGGAAAUCCUGAAGUCAAUACACAUUUCGAAGCGUUAUUGAAAUUUGCAUUAUACAGCGAUGCCGAUGGGGUCGACCUUAACAAAGUUAUGACUAUUUUACAAAGCAAUAAAGAAUAGAAAGGGGUGCCUCCGUCUUUAA
This is a messenger RNA of Zophobas morio, 1289 nucleotides long. Its product is annotated as CLK4-associating serine/arginine rich protein-like. The transcript has 13 exons. The record is from RefSeq and is a predicted model, not a curated record. Bases 1 to 1161 code for a protein of 386 amino acids. NCBI's taxonomy places the organism in Eukaryota, Metazoa, Arthropoda, Insecta, Coleoptera, Tenebrionidae.